AUGAAAUCAUCGAAUCUGUUGUUAUUACUCAUCUCCACACUGAGCCUUUUCUGGUCUCAUGCCUCUGCGGCCGAUCCCGACCCGUUGCAGGAUUUCUGCGUAUCCAUUAACGACACAAACGGCACAUAUGUGAAUGGAAAGCUGUGCAAAGACCCGUCGUCCGUCACGUCAGACGACUUCUACUAUGCGGCGGGCCUACACAAGCCUCAUCCAAUAACAAGCCCCUUCGGGUCGAAAAUCACCAUGGCAUUCGAGCGCCAGUUCCCGGCCCUCAACACGCAGGGCUUGGCCAUGUCGCGGAUCGACUUCGCCCCCCGCGGCCUCAACCCGCCCCACCAUCACCCACGCGCCUCGGAAAUGAUUGUGGUUCUGCAAGGCAUGCUGUACACGGGCUUCCUGUCGACCAACCCGCACGACCCGACCGCAAACGGGACGCUGUACGCCAAGAUCUUGCGCCCGGGGGACGUGUUCGUGUUCCCGAGGGGCUUGUUGCAUUUCCAGUACAACAUCGGGCAGGACAACGCCGUAGCCUUUGUGAGCUUCAACAGCCAGAAUCCGGGGGUGGUGACGCCGUCGAGGCUGCUGUUUGGGUCGGAGCCGCCGGUGUAUGCUCGAGUGCUGGCGGAUACUUUCCAGAUUGAUGAGAAGAUGGUUGAGUAUUUGCAAUCACUGCGAUGGGAGGGGAAUAACUAG
Messenger RNA from Salvia splendens (bonfire salvia), 693 nucleotides. Its product is annotated as germin-like protein subfamily 1 member 18. Gene Ontology annotation, molecular function: manganese ion binding. The record is from RefSeq and is a predicted model, not a curated record. The transcript has 2 exons. Lineage: Eukaryota; Viridiplantae; Streptophyta; Magnoliopsida; Lamiales; Lamiaceae. The coding region runs from base 1 to 693 and encodes 230 amino acids.